Molecule: messenger RNA, 3403 nt
Organism: Orussus abietinus
Lineage: Eukaryota; Metazoa; Arthropoda; Insecta; Hymenoptera; Orussidae
Gene: Dok
Product: docking protein 3
Exons: 4
Coding region: 653-2344 (563 amino acids)
Biological process (GO): positive regulation of MAPK cascade; cell surface receptor protein tyrosine kinase signaling pathway
Cellular component (GO): cytoplasm
Source: RefSeq, a predicted model, not a curated record
UCAAAUAUUUAUAAAUAUUAGUAGACACUACAUUGGAAAUUUUUAGUGACACUAAACUUUCCUUUCGGACGGUACAAACGGUGCGCGCGCAUUGGUUAACCUGCGGGUGGAAUAGCGAUGGAGCACCGCCCACCGUUUAUCUUUCUCGCACAAAUGCUUACUGGACUAGGUGCGACAAGGAUAGGGAUGUAUCCUGGUUUAUCUCUCACUCUGGAGCGGCUUGCCGUGUCGCUUAAGCGUGGCGAGCGUUCCAGUUUGCUAUAUAUUCGGUGACAGGGGCAUUCUCCGCACCCGGAGGAGUGUUCAUCUGCAGCCGUGCGGUUCGUUGCAGUCCGUUGCAGUUCACGGUGGUUGACGGGCUUAACAUUCCAGAAGAACAAGUGCACUUUAUGAGUGCUGACACGAGCCGUGAGCCUCCGCACCGCACGAGGUAUGACGUACUCGCAAUGCGCUCUGCCUGUACGUCAAAUUUCCUGCAGUCCAUGGGCCGCGUCGCAAUGGGUUGAAUACCCGCUAGGAGAGUGCCGAUACCCGCGAAAGAGGAAGGGAAGAGGUGAAAGUGGGAAGGACGUUUCCCAGUAAACACGACGAGGAAAGGACAGGACGGAAAGGGAAGUUUUUCAAACUGUCUUCCUUCUUCGUCGUCGCAGCAAUGGAGAUCAAGGGACCUCUCUUACAAGGAAUCCUGCUGUUCCCUCCGCAGGGAAUGUUGGGCCAGCUCAAGAAAACGUGGCACAAGAAAUACUGCCAACUUUUUCAGGCUAGCAAGUAUGGCAUAGAGCGGCUUGAGAUUUAUGAUAAUCAGGAUGAAGCGGUGUCUCAACAACAUUCCCCAAGGAUUAUCACGCUGGAAGCCUGUAUUAAAAUCUCGCCGAGUAAUCAGCCUCGUGUCUUUACCGUGGUCACGAAAACAGGCACUUACCACUUUGGGUGUUCCUCCGAUACAGACAUGGCAAACUGGAUCGGCGCAAUUCAGUCUGUUGCGUUUAAAGAUAAUCAUUCGUGUCAAAAUAUAGAAGAAGAUAACGAUCUGUACUGCACCAGUGGCGAGGGAGUAUUUUCUGUUAAAUUAGUGGAGACGGAUGCUUCAAAGCGUUGCAACUUGGAGUCUAAAAACUAUACUUUGAUCGUCGCAGCGGCAGAUAUUAAGUUAAUGGACGGAGACUCCGUACUGUAUGCUUGGCCAUACAGAUACAUCAGAAGAUACGGCUACAGGGAUGGGAAAUUUACGUUUGAAGCUGGAAGGAAAUGCGAGUCAGGGGAAGGUUCGUUCCGCCUGGAGCACAGCAAUCAGCAAGAAAUCUUUAGAUGCAUAUCAUCAAAAAUGAAGUCAAUGAAGAAGUUACUUGGCACGGAAGGUAGUCCUAGCAUAGAGUGCAACGAUGCUCAGUUUCACGCAGCCCUGUCCAUGGAAGCCGGUUCUCGUUCACCUUUGCCCCCAUCUCCAAACAGUUCUGCAAGCCUAAUCGACAUUGACUUCACAACCAUCUCGCAAAAUUCUCAAAAACAUCUCAACUCGUCAUCUUCGAGUCUGGAGUCCAUUUCAUUCAUAAAGCCUCCACCACCCAUUAUUAAACCAAAACCUGCAAAACCACCAAGAAAACACAUCUUCGCAGCGUUACUGGAAAAGAAGUCUCUGGAUCCCGAGUUUCUAGAUUUACCGGCGUGUGGUAAAUACCGGAAGUUAACCCAACACGAAUCUCCGGAGCUCCUACCAAAAAAUCCUGGAAACGCAAAGGAAGAAGAUGAGAAGCAUUCGUAUGAUCUUGUGGAAGUAAGAAGCGAUGCGUGGAAGACGCACGGCAUAGAUAGCGUUCCACACACGGAGAGACCGAAUCGAUAUUUGCUCGACAAUAAAUCUGUUGACAAAGAAGCUGCAGAUGAUGAGUCUCAGUAUGAGUUGAUGAUUCCAGCUCCCCAAAACUUAGCGAAGCAUAAAUCUAGUGUCAUGGAGACUGUAACUCCAACGUCGCCGAUCAUCCACAAUGAUAUCGCUUCCAAAACUGACUCUCCGAAUUACGACAAACUACAGCAUUUCGGGUCGACACAUAAGCUCAAUCACAAUUCAGGAUACAAGAUGCCAAAUCUACAGAGUUUAUCUCAAACUUCUCAGUAUAGUUCUAGUGCCGCUCCAACGAAUUUGGAAUCAAACCCUUCUUGGAAUGACUACGAUAUCAUCGAUGACAUGUGUGCAGUUAGAUUAGCUGACGACAGCCACCUUGGUUAUGGAAUAAUUAGAAAAAAAAGUAACUCAUCGACUCCUGACACUAGCAACGUAGGGCCAAAGCACAAAGUCUACAAUGAAAGUGAAUACGCAAUUGUAUCGAAACCUAAGAGAGUUUGAAACAAACAAAGGUUAACCUGACACGAAGUGAAAGUAUGGGUGUGUCUAAUCUGUAAACGAUUUUAAACAUACAAUACGCUUAUUAAGUAAGCCAUAUUGUGCGAUCGAUUGAACUGCCUUGGGAGAUUUUUAAGGAGUCAAUUUGUCCUCGCCGAAAACUACUUAGUGGCCCAUAUUAAAGGAGUUUAUCUCCUUUAUUCAAACUGUCUUUUUUAUUUUUAGAUAUGUAUACUUGACUGAUCAAAGCUCAGAUCUAGUGCCUUAUUAAUGUUACCCAAUUAUUACUUUAAACAAUAACGUGAGCCAAAUUUUUUAAUAAGUCAAUGAGUCUUACGCCUUUGUAAAGCAGUAUGGCUUGCCUAAACAUUUCCAAAAUUAGUAUGUGUAACAAGUUAGAAGCAAUGUAGAAUAUUUAAAUUAAGGACAUAUUUUGCAAACAGUUGGAUAACAUCAAAAAAUUGCAAUACUAAGCGUAAAAUUGUUUUAUUAUUUUUAUAUAUGAGUGUAGUUUAACGAGUGGUGCAUCACAUAUUUUUUACAAAUGGUCGAAAGAUGUAAUGACACAUUUUGUAGGAGUGACCAAAGAAUGGCAUUUAAAGAUACUUAAUGAGAGACCAGUGAGACAAAUAAAAUCGAACCAUUCAAUUUUAUUGAAAGAUAUUGCUUUUAUCUAGAAUUGAUGUUCAGGAAACUAAUGGAACUAAAUUUGGUGGAUUUAUCUGCAUUAUUUCUGUGAUUUCUGGAACAAAACUAGUGGUUCAAUGUUUUAACUGGUUACCAAGAGUAAAUAUAACUCAAACAAUGAAAAUAUUCAUAUUUAUACUUUCUAUUUGUUUUCUAAAAUGAAAUUAUAAAAUCCUGUGAGUCCAUUGUAUUAGUAUAAUCGUUUGUGACAAGGUAAUCAAACAAAUUGACAAUUGCAACAGAAUAUGUACGCUAGCUAAGCUUGUCGUCAUGUUGCACAUAAUAUGUUUGUAUCAAUAAUUUCCGUAUUUAUAAGAGAGUUUAUAAUUUGUAUAUCAUCCAGCCAGAAGUUAAUAUACUUUGAGGUAAAAGUUU